Messenger RNA from Mucor velutinosus, 567 nucleotides. RefSeq lists its product as uncharacterized. The coding region runs from base 1 to 567 and encodes 188 amino acids. The record is from RefSeq and is a predicted model, not a curated record. The transcript has a single exon. Lineage: Eukaryota; Fungi; Mucoromycota; Mucoromycetes; Mucorales; Mucoraceae.
AUGUUAUAUCGUACAGUUGACUAUCUUCCCAAGUCGUUUGAUGCGGCCCCGAUCAGUACUGCAACUGCUAUGGCUCUUCCAUUGCAGGCGGCUUUCUAUGUUCCUUCAUCCUCCUCACUGGUUGUUCCUCUUAAAGUCAAAGAGAUGAUGGUUUCUGAUGUAUUUCAGUACGAUGCCCGACUUAACUUUGUACAUUGGAAAGACACUCGUGACCCUUCCCUCCUCAGUUGGAAGCGAGCCCCUUCAACAGUGUUCAGAGGCCUCGCAUCUGGCACCCUUAAAUUCCAGCCCUACUUCCUCCCAGUGUGUAGCCCAGCCCCCCUUGUGGAUCCUGGAGUCUCUUUUGCGCCGCUGGUGGAUCAGUUUUGUCUGCACGAUGGUCAACCCCUUGGAAAUGCUCAGGCUUCGGCCAAAACAUUUCGUCUGUCUGUGCUGUCGUCGAUGGAACAACCCCUGGUCUUGCAGAAUAUCUCUGCUUCUCAUUGGAAAUUCUUUUGGUCCCUGUCUCUUACCUACAUUCAACGUAAUGUGAUAUACCGGCUCAUCACAGGCUGUAUCCCUUCUUGA